Penicillium brevicompactum is the source of this 2124-nucleotide messenger RNA. RefSeq lists its product as uncharacterized. The coding region runs from base 1 to 2124 and encodes 707 amino acids. The record is from RefSeq and is a predicted model, not a curated record. The transcript has 2 exons. Lineage: Eukaryota; Fungi; Ascomycota; Eurotiomycetes; Eurotiales; Aspergillaceae.
AUGCGUGGGACUUUCGUUCUUUUAUUGCUCUCUGCGGCGCUGGGCGCUAGCGCGGCUGUCUCCAAGUCCAACCUCAAAAGUCACGUCGAUGUGCUGGCACUCGACUAUUCUUUUAACCCCGUCGAGCCUUCUUACUGGACUGGAUAUCCCCAUCAUCGCCGCACUCCUUUCGCCGUGUCGCCCGAUGGAAAGUCUGCAUACGUUGCGUAUCUUGACUCUAGUGCGACGGAUGUCCACGUUCAGCAGGUCGACCCCACUACUUUCGCUGCCACUGGUACUACCGUGACCGUGUCCGGUGGAAAGGAAGCCGGUGGUCUUGUUGCUCACAACGAUGGAUUUGCUCUUCUCACAAACGAGGCGAUGCCCUCUGGCACCACCAACGCACCCCCCAGUGACACUCCCGUCCCUGUGCUGUACCGCUACACUUCCGGCAAGCAGACCUGGAAGACUUGGCUCGGUGGACCCGGUGUCCACGCCUCCGAGGGACUCUCCGCCUCCCCCGAUAUGAACGGUGAUCUCGUCUACUCCGAAGCCGCCGAGCUGUACGGCGCUUACUUCGUUGUGACCGACUACUCUGGCGAUGCAUCCGGCCACUUCGGUGAUAGCGUCGAGUACGUUACUACCGACGGAACCCUCAAGGAGAUUUCCGGUGCCACCAGCGCAUGGGGAUGUAGCCACAACACCGGUAUCGCAUUUGAAGCUGCUGAUGCCGCCCCCUUUGCUGGUAUCUGUGCUGAAGACCAGGGUGCUAUUUGGUUGAACACCAAGACCCAGGGCAUGACCACUGACGGCGUCAAGAUCUCCAACGAGAACACUACCAACGGUGCUUCCGGCGAGCCCAUGGGUGGUAUGUCCGGUAGCUACAGCGCACUGGCUCGCUUCGCCGAGACCACCAAGUACAUCUUCGCUUGGGUUUCUCGUGGUGCCAUGGACGUCACCGAGAACGCCUGGAUGGGUACCGGAUACACUAACGUGCAGAACCGUACCAACGGCCGCAACGUCGCCAUCGCUCUCUUCUCUGACAAGUACACCAAGGUCGGAGCCGAGGCCACCUCCGUUGUCGGCACCGAGGAUGGCGAUAGCCAGAUCAACUGGGUGACCUCCGGAUCCAACGAUUGCUCCAACGCACACGCCGCUGCUUUUGGUAGCAGCAAUGCGCUGAUCACCUGGGAAGAGAUCUCCAACCCCACCUGCGACUUCAUCGCUAUGGGCUGCCGCGGUCAGUUUGCUGGAACCUUCUUCCAAGAGGUUGACUCCACUGGCUCCAAGGUUGGUGAAUCUUUCAGCAGUGACGACGUCUAUGUCGCUGGUGACAUGGUCACGAUGUCCGACGGUCGCAUCUGCUGGCCUUACGUUAGCAUGACCUGGGAUCUGUCCCAGGCCAACGACGGCUCUUCAUCCGCGACCGGAAAGAAGCUGAGCUUCGCCUGUCUUGGCCUGGAUGGCACAACUGAGUCAUCUUCAAACUCUACUGCCAGUGCGACCGCCAGCGCGGCUGCCAAGGUUUCUGUUAGCGCGACUGCCUCCGCGGUUACCAAGGCCGCUUCUGCCGAGGUCACCGCUGCCGCCGCCGAGACCGCGGCUGCAUCUGCCGAGACUGCGGCUGUUGUAAGCCAGACCAGCGAAGCUGCCGUCGAGUCUACCAGCGGCAGUGUCGCUGCUAUUGGCAAUAACGACAAUGUCGCCUCAAGCAGUGCCGUCGUCGAGUCAGUUGAGGCUGCCACUGCUGUUCCCGCUGCCACCGUCAGCGCCGUAACCAGCGGUGCCGUGGAUGCCAUUGCCAGUGCUUCAGAGACCGAGGUCCCCGUUGCCACCCCCGUUGAUGCCCCUAGCACCCCUAGUGCGGUUGCUGCCGAAAGUGGAUCCCCCAGUGAUUCUUGGGGUGCCGUUCCCAGCGGCGCUGAAAGUUUCCCUAGCGCGUUCCCAAGCGACGCCUUCGGUGCUUUCCCCAGUGGUGCGUUUAGUGCUGCCCCUAGUGCAACUCCCACUGGAAUUUCCCGUGGCCAUGGACGUGGUAAGGGUCAUCAUGGUCACCACGGUCACGGCUGGGCUCACGAAAGCUACCAUGAGCAGGCCCAGGCCGCCCAGGCCGAGCCCACCGUUGGCUCUUGCAAGUCCAACUAG